ACAACUGUGCCGGACGAGGGCGAGAACAGCUUCAAGAUGCCCAGGGCUUCCGUGGUACACAUGACUUCAACGGCGACCAGGCCGCAGCACAUGUCACAGGUGUUAGCCACUCUGGCCCUAUCCAUGGGAACGUUGUCCUCGGGUCUAGCAAAGGGUUACACCUCGCCAGCCUUGGACUCUAUAUUGGACAACCAACCGCCUCACCUUUAUCAGUCCACAAACAACGACACCUGGUCGGCUUUCUCGGUGACGCAACAAGAAGCCUCGUGGGUUGCUUCGUUGUCGAUGCUGGGCGCGUGGUUCGGCGCUAUGAUCGGCGAUUGGAUAAUGAGACGAGGUCGUAGAUUGGCGCUACGAGUCACAUCUUUGCCCCUCGCUGUCGUUUGGAUCCUGACAGGCAUCGCGCCCUGCGUCGAAUUGGUCUACGUCACUAGCUUCAUCGGAGGACUUUGCUGCUCGGUGAUCACCAUGGUUGCCCAGGUAUACAUAUCAGAAAUCUCGAUGCCUGGAAUCAGGGGCUGCCUGUCGGCGAUGCUGAAGGUGCUCGGUCACGUCGGCGUAUUAUUGUCGUACAUAGCUGGCACGUACCUGAACUGGCGGCAAAGUGCACUCCUGGUAGCCGUGGCGCCGUCGAUGCUCUUUUUGGGUACACUCUUUAUACCCGAGACACCGUCGUACCUCGUACUGAAUGGCAAAGACGACGAAGCUGCCAGCAGUUUGCAAUGGUUACGCGGUGAUCACGUCGACAUACGCCACGAACUACAGGUGAUCAAGACGAACAUUCUAGCCUCCAGAGCGAAACAGUACGAGUUGACGUUCAAGAACAGCAUGUUCACGCCGAGAUUGUACAAGCCUAUAGCUAUCACGUGCGGACUGAUGUUCUUUCAGCGAUUUUCCGGGGCGAACGCGUUCAAUUAUUACGCGGUGAUCAUAUUCCGACAGACUCUAGGCGGAAUGAAUCCUCACGGAGCUACCAUUGCGAUUGGCUUCGUGCAAUUAUUGGCUUCUCUGUUAUCGGGAUUCCUGAUCGACAUCGUCGGCAGGCUACCGUUGCUGAUAGCCAGCACGGUGUUCAUGUCCCUCGCGUUGGCUGGUUUCGGCAGUUAUGCUUAUUACAUGUCACAGACGCAAAAUCUCGGCUAUCCAGACUCGGCCGUAGUCGGCCAACACGACUGGAUACCGUUGCUCUGCGUUCUCGUCUUCACGACCGCCCUGGCUCUGGGCAUAUCGCCAAUUUCGUGGUUAUUGAUUGGCGAGCUCUUCCCCCUGGAGUAUCGCGGCCUCGGCUCGAGCAUCAGCACCAGCUUCAGCUACUUCUGCGCGUUCGUUGGGAUUAAGCUCUUCAUGGAUUUUCAGCAGACGUUCGGUCUGCACGGAGCUUUCUGGUUCUACGCGGCAGUGGCCGUGUGCGGCCUCUGCUUCGUCGUCUGCUGCGUGCCGGAGACCAAGGGGAAGCAGCUGGACGAGAUGAACCCAGACUACGCUCAGGCACGGUAG
Messenger RNA from Habropoda laboriosa, 1497 nucleotides. Its product is annotated as facilitated trehalose transporter Tret1-2 homolog. The record is from RefSeq and is a predicted model, not a curated record. Gene Ontology annotation, cellular component: membrane. Lineage: Eukaryota; Metazoa; Arthropoda; Insecta; Hymenoptera; Apidae. Gene Ontology annotation, biological process: transmembrane transport. Gene Ontology annotation, molecular function: transmembrane transporter activity. The transcript has 7 exons. Bases 37 to 1497 code for a protein of 486 amino acids.